This is a messenger RNA of Coregonus clupeaformis (lake whitefish), 1327 nucleotides long. Its product is annotated as calcium-binding protein 2. Gene Ontology annotation, molecular function: calcium ion binding. Lineage: Eukaryota; Metazoa; Chordata; Actinopteri; Salmoniformes; Salmonidae. The transcript has 8 exons. The coding region runs from base 177 to 875 and encodes 232 amino acids. The record is from RefSeq and is a predicted model, not a curated record.
CAGGUGGAAAGGAGGGAGUUCUCUCGCUCUUCAAAAGGCAGAAUGCUAAAUAAGGGCUUUGGUUGGCCGGACUAAGCAUAUUUGAGCGUGGCGAGGUUCGAAUAGCGCUGGGAAACGGUUCACCUGCAAAGAGCUCCCUUACUGCACCAGUGCUUGGCACGAGAGGGCGGUAUAGGAUGACAGUGCGGUAUAAAAGCAUGUCUCAGAAAGGGACAAAAAAGGGAGGAGCGCCCUCACCCAGAGCGAGCACGUCGUCAAACACCCCCUCUGCACACGGGACCCCUGGGCGCUCUGCGCUCCGCCAGCCCAAGUCAGGAGAAAAUGGUAGCAGCUCCAAGAGCGGCAGGAGCCACAGCCAGGGCUCUGUAGCAGCCGUCUACCUGUCCUACCUCAAUACUCUCUUUGGACAGGAUAGGGAGCUGAUGCCUGAGGAGUUGGAUGAGCUGCAGGUGGCCUUUAAGGAGUUUGACUACGAUGGGGAUGGCUUCCUGCAUUACAAGGACGUGGCCGACUGUAUGAGGACCAUGGGAUACAUGCCCACUGAGAUGGAGCUCAUAGAGAUUAUACAGCAGAUCAAGAUGAAAUGGGGCGGUCACGUGGACUUUGAUGAUUUCUGUACUGAGCUGAUGGGCCCUAGGAUGCUGGCUGAGACGGCUCACAUGAUGGGGAUGAGGGAGGUACGCAGUGCUUUCAAACAGUUUGACAGCGACGGGGACGGGCGCAUCACCUUGGAGGAGCUGAAGGACAGCAUGAAGGCUCUGCUGGGCGAGAAGCUGAAGAAGGGGGAGCUGGAGGAGAUCCUCCAGGACAUUGACCUCAACAAGGACGGUGGAAUAGACUUCGACGAGUUUGUCAUGAUGCUGUCAUCGCGGUAGCCUGCCUCAUCCAUCAAGCAAACAAACUAACAACAUGCACUGGAUGAGGUCUGGAUCACCAAACAAGUGAUAUCAUUCUUAUGUGUCACUUCCCUGUAGUAUUGUGCAUAAUUUCUGUAUGAAAUUAUUUUGCAUAUUCAUCAGAUUUAGAUCUGAAUGCUUUUGUAGUGUAUAGAGGUAGAUUGUAAGAUAUCAAUUCAGGUCAAAUUGUUGCCUUUAUUGAUUUUUUUUUUACAAUAAAACUGGUUUAAGCAAUGCAGCAGAGGGCGAAGGGUGAGUUAUGAAACAAGACUAGUGUUUCAUAUCCGCUACAUAGCAGUGGUGAGUCUAUGUCGCCACCUUCUGGAAGCAUUCUGAACAACCAAUAGAACAGAUUGUAUGUUAUGGUAGAGUAGUGUGUAAUAAUGUGUUGUGUUAUGUAUUGUUUUAUUGUAUGUAAAUUGUGAUUGAAC